CGCUCUGCAUCCCCUCCAGAGUCGCUGCUCCGCCGCUGCUUCCCGUCAGUCGAGUCGCUGCUCCGCCGGUGAAAGCCGGAGCCGGACAGGUGUGUGAGGAUGGCGGAGCCGCAGCAGCAGCAGCACUACCUGGAGCUCAGCGAGAACCCGGUCCAGUUCGAGCACGCGUCCAGCGUCAACAACGUCUUCUUCGACGAAGCUAACAAGCAGGUGUUUGCGGUGCGUUCAGGUGGAGCCACAGGUGUGGUGGUCAAAGGCCCGGAUGACAAGAGCAGCGUUGCGUUCAGGAUGGACGAUAAAGGAGAAGUGAAGUGCAUCAAGUUCUCUAUUGGGAAUAAGAUCCUGGCGGUGCAGAGAACCUCCAAGUCUGUGGAUUUCAUCAACUUCAUCCCCGACUACCCGCACACGGAGUUCACUCAGGAGUGUAAGACCAAGAACGCCAACGUUUUGGGAUUCUGUUGGACCAACUGGAACGAGAUCGUCUUCAUCACCGACCAGGGCAUCGAGUUCUACCAGGUGUUUCCGGACAAACGCAGCCUGAAGCUGCUGAAGAGUCAGAGCAUCAACGUGAACUGGUACCAGUACUGCCCGGAGACCGCCGUCAUCCUGCUGUCCACCACCGUGCAGGGAAACAUCCUGCAGCCCUUCGCCUUCAGAAACGGGACCAUGUCCAAGAUGUCCAAGUUUGAGAUCGAGCUGCCGGUCGUCCCCAAACCCGCCAAACUCAGCCUGUCGGAGAGAGACAUCGCCAUGGCAACCAUCUACGGUCAGCUGUACGUGAUGUAUCUGAAGCAUCACUCGAGAACAGCCAACAGCCCCAGUGCAGAGGUGGUUCUGUACCACCUGCCCAGGGAGGGAGCGUGUAAGAAGAGUCACGUGUUGAAGCUGAACACGACGGGGAAGUUUGCCCUCAACAUCGUGGACAACCUGGUGGUGGUCCAUCACCAGAGCUCUCAGACGUCUCUGAUCUUCGACAUCAAGCUGAAGGAACCCGACUGUGCCGUCAACACCCACCAGCCCGUCCUGCCUGCCAGGUCCAUACACCCCUACAGGAUACCACUGGCAGGUCCAGCCGUCGUCCCGUCUCAGCCUCCGGUGCCGUGUCAGCUCUACUCGUCCUCAUGGAGCGUCUUCCAGCCCGACAUCAUCAUCAGUGCCAGUGAAGGUUACCUGUGGUACCUGCAGGUGAAGCUGCCUCCAACAGUCAACCUGCUGCAGGACAAAGGAAAGCUGAUGGACUUCCUGCUGCGACGCAGAGACUGCAAGAUGGUCAUCCUGUCGGUCUGCUUGCAGAUUCUGGAGGGCGGCGAGAAGGGAAGUCUUCCAGUGGUGGCGACCGUCUUCGACAAGCUCAACCAGGUGUAUAAAGAAUACCUGGAGGCCGAGCAGAGCUACACCGUGGCGAUGGAGUCGGGACCGAGUCGAGGCAGCGCCGCCCAGAAACGGCCCGUCAGAACCCAGGCGGUCAUUGACCAGUCGGACAUGUACACUCACGUCCUGUCGUCGUUCACCGAGAGGAAGGGCGUCUCCCACAAGUUCGUCAUCGCCGUGCUGAUGGAGUACAUCCGCUCCCUGAACCAGCACCAGAUCACCGUCCAGCAUUACCUGUACGAGCUGGUGAUCAAGACGCUGGUGCAGCACAACCUCUUCUACAUGCUGCACCAGUUCCUGCAGUACCACGUCCUCAGCGACUCCAAGCCGCUGGCCUGUUUGCUCCUGUCUCUGGAGAGCACGUAUCCUCCUGCACACCAGCUCUCUCUGGACAUGCUGAAGCGUCUGUCGACGGCCAACGACGAGAUCGUGGAGGUUCUUCUGUCCAAGCAGCAGGUUCUGGGCGCGCUCAGAUUCAUCCGCAGCGUCGGCGGCCACGACAAUGUCUCGGCCCGUAAGUUCCUGGACGCGGCGCGUCAGACCGGAGACCAGAUGUUGUUCUACACAGUGUUCAGGUCGUUCCAGCAGCGGAACCAGCGGCUCAGAGGAAGUCCAGCCUUCAACCCCGGAGAACACUGUGAGGAACACGUGGUUCACUUCAAGCAGCUGUUUGGAGAACAGGCGCUGAUGAAGCCUUCCACCGUGUGAAGAACCGGGACCAGAGUUCCUCCGCGAGUCUCCCGACGACGACGAAGGACCACAAAACCCCCGCGUACGUUAACGUUCCAGCAGGGAAACAGGAAGUCGAGCAGUAAUCCACCGUUCACACCUCUGCUCGACUACAGAGCAGCAGCCAGCGAGCGUUUUCACCAGAACUUCAGCCGACAAACGGCGUUUAAAUCGGACUAAAGACUCAACAGCUGUUUGUUAGAAUCACAUCAGCAGAACAAACAUCACAGAGAUCAUUAAAGAGGAACUACGUCUGAUAAACAAGUUUCUCAUUUUGAUGAGAUUAGGAUUAAAGGAUGAAAAAACAUCAAACAUUUGGAGAUUAAGUCGCAGUGUUGUAAUAAAAUACUACAAAACAUCACAAGUUUUACUUUGAAGGAGCUGACAGGAAGACGUUUAUUAAAUGAAGCUAUUUAACUUGGAAGUAUGAAAAUGUCAGCGUUGAAUGUGUAAUGUUUAUAAAUCUUAUCAGAAUAUUAUGGGAAUAAAGUCUACAGUUGGCUCUCAGAAAGGCCUUCGGUGUUGGAGAGAUAAUUAGAAUAAAACCUAAAUUUUAGUCCUAAAACGUUGCGAUUUUAUUCUCCAGAUGUUUUUACCUGCUGGUCCUGAUGUUCUGUUUGUCAGCUUUGGUUUAAAAAAAUGCAAGUUGUCUGUGAAAUGAUGCAGACUUCAGUAAUCGGGAUGCUCAGGUGAGAUGCUUGUGGGCGGGGCCAUAUUGUGGGUGGGGCCAUAUGUGUUGUGGGCGGGGCCAGAGUCUGUUUGUCCGGAUACCUGCGUGAAUGUAAUGUUUAUUUUGUAAAACUGAGGUGACUUAUUGUGUUGAAACUGUUUUUAAAUAAAACUGCACUGAACUGUAUGAAGCUACAAAUAUUUUAAUGCUGGUAAAUGAAACUAAAAUGAAAUUAUAUUGCAUCUGUACAUAAUAAAAGAUUAAACUGCAGUUCUGUAGCAGUGA
Messenger RNA from Stegastes partitus (bicolor damselfish), 3055 nucleotides. It is a transcript of the gene rmc1, whose product is annotated as regulator of MON1-CCZ1. The transcript has 21 exons. Gene Ontology annotation, biological process: regulation of autophagy. The record is from RefSeq and is a predicted model, not a curated record. NCBI's taxonomy places the organism in Eukaryota, Metazoa, Chordata, Actinopteri, Pomacentridae. The coding region runs from base 100 to 2079 and encodes 659 amino acids. Gene Ontology annotation, cellular component: lysosomal membrane; Mon1-Ccz1 complex; late endosome membrane.